CGGAGUCGGGGCCAAAGGGGCGGAGCGGGGCAGGUCUUCCCAGGCCCGGCCCCGCCCCGCUGCCGCCAUGUUGCGGCCGUUGCUGCCCGGCGCUGGGUGAGGCCUGUGCGGGCCCCGGAGGAGCUGCCUGCGCUGGUAAGUGCGGCUCAGCCGGGCUGGCCACUGACCCCCGCGGACGCACCGAGUCCCGCUCAGACGCACAGCUCCCUGUCCUGACAGACGGACUCCAGCACCCCCCCGUGGGGCUCACUACUGCCCGCUCCCCUCCCCCAGUCCGCGGUGCAGGCGGACACCCUCCUGCCGACCCCUUGGCUUUCAUCAUGGGGGACAUGAAAACCCCAGACUUCGAUGACCUUUUGGCUGCUUUUGACAUCCCAGACCCAACUAGCCUUGAUGCCAAGGAGACCAUACAGUCAACUGGUGAAGAGAACGAAAAUCACUUAAAGCCAUCAGGAAUUUGUAUAGAUGAAAAUGUGUCCUUGUCCCAAUCAGUGCCGGCUCCUGAUAUCCCUGUUGUGAGUGUUAUUGUGAAGAACACAAGUCGUCAGGAGUCCUUUGAAGCAGAGAAGGAGGGGAAUCACCUUGGAGCUGGUCUGUUACACAAUGGGUUCCGUGGGUCUGAUCUGCCAUCAGAGGCUCACAACUUAGUGAACAAUUAUGGGAAAUUUGAUUCUGCUUUUAUUAAUGGUGAUAGUUCGAAAAACUAUUCUGAAAAACUGGACCAGUCGAAGUCAGAACCUUUACCCACAUUCAGUCAGUUCAGCCCUAUCUCCAGCCCUGAACCGGAGGAUGCUUUCAAAGAAAACAGUAUUGACAAUAAACCAAAACAUGCCCAAACUCCAUAUUUCCCACCAACUCCAAUGUAUAUUCCGUCUGCGGCUUCAGUUCUAGAUUCACUUAGGAAGGUACCAGAGCCAGAAUUGAGUAUGUUUGAUCAAUAUUGUAAAAAAGAACAAAAGAUGGAGAUUCAUAGCCAGCAAGAAAAUAGGCUGGAAUUGAGCAGAAAAGAACAAGACAGAGUAGCAGAGAAGUUAGUAGAAUCCAGCAAAGAUCUAGUGGAUACCAACAACUUCCUUGGAGAAGGCUUGGCGUUUGGAAGCUUCCACAACAAUAACUUGAAGGAAAGCAGAGGGUCUAUGCCUGAGGUGAACUUUUCUUCAUCAAUCCCACCUCGCCAACGUCUAAAGCCAGCUCACUCAAAAUUGUCAUCUUGUGUUGCUGCAUUAGUAGCUCUUCAGGCCAAAAAAGUUGCAUGUAUUCCAAAAGAAGAUCAAACAAGCCUUACAAAAGAACCUUCUGGCCAUUUUAAAGAUGGCAUGAAAGGAAGCCCCAAAAUGCCUAAGUCACCAAAGAGCCCAAGAAGCCCCCUAGAGGUGGUAAAAAAGGCCAACAAGCAGCCUGAGAGUCCUCGGAGUGUGUGCAGUGAUAGUAGUGGAAAAGGCUCUCCAUCCGUGGCAGCUGGCUCUCCGCCGGCUAUUCCCAAAGUUAGAAUAAAAACUAUUAAGAUGUCUUCUGGUGAAAUUAAAAGAACUGUAACUAGAAUCUUGCCAGAAGCUGAAGAGUUGGGCAAAUCUCCUGAGGAGUCAUCUGCAGAAGGUUCGGCCGCAGAAGAGUUUACUAAGUCCUUCCCUUCACCUGAUACUAGUGCAGUCAUGGAAAAUGAGGCAAGCAAGGGUUCCACCAAAAAUGCAGCUGCCACAGCUAUUCAAGUGUCAAAUGUUGCGAGCCCCUGUAUAGAUGAUAUGAAAACAGAGACUACUGACAACAGCACACCCAAAGCGUCUUCGUCUCCACUGCCAAACUGUGGCAGUGAUGCCAUAAAAAUAGGUAAUGUAGGGCAGCAGCCCAACAAGAGGCAGCAUCAGAGUAUUGUGACACAGCAAUCUAACCCCACCACUUCCAGCCUCCUUCCCAAGGCCGUACAUCUAGCAAAUCUCAAUUUAGUUCCACACAGUGUUGCUGCUUCCGUCACAGCAAAAUCGUCUGUGCAAAGGCGAAGUCAGCCUCAGCUAACCCAAAUGUCAGUGCCACUGGUGCAUCAAGUAAAGAAAGCUGCUCCUGUAAUUGUGGAGGAAUUUAAUAAAGUACUAAACAGUAACAAUCUUGUGUCAGUGUAUUCUCCAAACCUCAGCCCACCACCUGACAGUAAUAUUCAGUUACCUGCAUCUGGGUAUUGUUGCCUGGAAUGUGGAGAUUCAUUUGCCUUAGAAAAAAGCCUAACUCAACACUAUAGUAGGCGAAGUGUCCACAUUGAAGUCAUGUGUACUCAGUGUUCAACUCUGCUACUGUUCUUUAACAAGUGUAGUUUGCUUAAACAUGCGAGAGAGCACAAGAGCAAAGGAUUGAUUAUGCAAUGUUCUCAGCUGUUAAUGAAACCAAUUUCCUUAGAUGAAAUGUUUUCACCUUCUCCUACAAACUCUUCAGUGUCUUUGGCCCCUCAGACUUUGCAUUUCCCAGCUCCUUCAUGUAAACCCAGUGCUACAUCAGGAAGUGGGACAGGAACCUCUAUCAACACUCACCCAGCCAUGCCUCUGUAUGCAGACCCAUUGAGACUAAUCCGUCAUGGACUAAAGUGUCUUGAAUGUAACAAGCAGGCACAGGAUUAUGUUGCUCUAGCAGCACACUUCCAGAGAACCUCGGAAGAUAAUGAGGGACUGACUUGUCAAGUGUGCCAGAUGAUGCUGCCUAACCAGUGCUGCUACUGUGCUCAUCAAAGAAUCCAUACUCACAAGUCCCCUUACUGCUGCCCAGAGUGUGGGAUACUCUGCCGAUCAGCCCAUUUCCAAACCCAUGUCAAGGAGAAUUGCCUACAUUACUCUCGCAAAGUUGGAUACAGGUGUAUCCACUGUGGAGUUGUCUUUAUGUCGCUAGCUAUGCUGAAAGUGCACAUUCACGAGAAACACUGCGAAGUCUUCCACAAAUGUUCUUUUUGUCCAAUGGCUUUCAAAUCUGCAGACAGUACCACUGCCCAUAUUACUAGCCAGCACCCAGAAGAGCCUCACAAGACUACUCAGGUUAUCUACAAAUGUUCUUGUGAGACUGUCUUUAACAAGAAGAAGCUGCUCCAGGAGCACUUCCAACAGAAUGCCAACAAGCUGUUGGUGGGAGUAUUUAAGUGUCCGCAGUGUCAAUUAGUGUAUAUGCAGAAACAACAAUUAAUGCAGCAUGUCAAGGCUGUUCAUGGGGUCCCCCCAUAUCCUGAGGAUGUCUCUAACCUUCGACAGAAGCCUCAGACAACGUCCAGCAGCCAAGUUCUUGCACCACCAAAGGAGUUGUCAGUAGCCAAUGGCACUUCCCACACUGCUUUGCCAAGGAAGGACACAAGAGUGGAAAACAACUCAGAAUCAAAACCCAUCUUGAAAAGUGUUGGUUGGACUUGUAGAGAGUGUUCACAAUGGAACCCUGAUCGGGAAAACUAUGUGUCCCAUAUGAAGAAAAGCCAUGGAAAGUCUGUGAAGAGAUAUCCCUGUCGGCAGUGUGAGCAUUCGUUCAACGACUUCAGCAGUCUGGGCAGACACAUUCGCAAUAACCAUGACACAGCAAAGAAAGUUUACACUUGCUGGUUCUGCACAGAUGAAAAUCGGACAUUUCCUCAGCCUUCCAUGCUGGAGAAUCACAUCAGCCUCAUGCAUGGCAUCAAAAACCCAGACCUGUCCCAGAUGUCCAAAGCAAAAGCUCCAGAGUGUGACUCAACAAAAGCAAAAUCUCCAAAGAGAGUGUCUGCAGAUGCUCCAGGACAGAUGGAAACCACUGAAGUUCCACCAGCCAAAAAACUGAAGGCACAUUGGAAAUGUGCUAAAUGUGGAUUUGCAACAGAUAUCAGUACUGAAUUUCAGGAACACAUACCUCAGCACAAGGCGGACAACUCCACUGCUCAAUGCUUGCUCUGUGGCUUGUGUUAUACAUCUCACAUCUCUCUGAACAGGCACCUCUUUAUUGUUCAUAAAGUAAAAGAUCCAGUAGAGGAAGAGGAGGAGGAGGAGGAGGAGGAGGAAGAGGAAAGGGAAAAGUUACAGACAGAGACAAAUGAGAAUGGACAUGAAGAGUAUAAUAGAGAGAUGAACACUACAGUGGAAGAAGAAAAUAGUUUGAAAUGCAGAAUGUGCAAGAGUGACUCAGUGCUUUGUGCACACAGUCAGAGGUGUGGCGUGGAGGAUUCCAGCAGCAAUUGUCAGAACAAUCAUUCAAAUGCUACUAAGAUUUAAGAAAAGAAAAAUUUUUACUCAAAAUAUUGGGUGGGAAUCAAGCAGAUCUUUGAAAUAUCCUGUUUAUUUCUUGGGCUGGACUGUGUUUUCCAUUAACUUUUUUAAUUUGUAAGGGAAAUAAAAACUGCUUCCACCUCCAUAGCACUGAAUCUCUGCCAGAUCAGAGGUGAAAAGAGAAAGCAGGACAAGAAUCCCCGCUGGAACUUGUCUGACUCCUAAGGAUGCAGGAGCACUUUCUGAAGCUGCAGUUUUCUUUCUGAAAAUGAGCUCUCCUUGAGUAUGCACUGCCUCUGCCUGCAGUGCUAGCCUUGCCUG
This is a messenger RNA of Chelonia mydas (Green sea turtle), 4520 nucleotides long. RefSeq names its product zinc finger protein 592 (gene ZNF592). The transcript has 11 exons. The record is from RefSeq and is a predicted model, not a curated record. NCBI's taxonomy places the organism in Eukaryota, Metazoa, Chordata, Testudines, Cheloniidae. The coding region runs from base 321 to 4205 and encodes 1294 amino acids.